CGGCCGGCGGGGAGGAGCGCGCGGCGGGCAGGCCGGUGGCACACGUGGGCCCGGCGCCGCCCCCCGCGGCCCACCCCCGGCCGCCCCCGCCGGGAGGGAGCCGGGAUAAGUGGCGGCGCGGACGCCGCGCCCUGUCUCCGGAGCGGCGGCGCGCAGCUCUCCGGUCCCGGCCGUAGACGAGGACUCGGCGCUCGUGGCCCGCACCUGAAGAUCCGUUCAGAAUGCCAGAGGAACGCUCCCCCCGGCUGACCCCACAGAACGUUCCCUACCAGGACCUCCCGCACCUGGUCAACGCUGACGGACAGCACCUCUUCUGCCGGUACUGGAAACCCUCGGGCGCGCCCAGGGCACUGGUGUUCGUGUCCCACGGAGCCGGCGAGCACUGCGGCCGUUACGACGAGCUGGCACAGAUGCUGGUGGGGCUGGGCCUGCUGGUCUUCGCCCACGACCAUGUCGGCCACGGGCAGAGCGAGGGUGAGAGGAUGGUGGUGUCCGACUUCCACGUCUUCGUCAGGGACGUGCUACAGCAUGUGGACGCCGUGCAGAAGGACCACCCGGGGCUGCCCGUCUUCCUCCUGGGCCACUCCAUGGGUGGCGCGAUCUCCAUCCUCACGGCCGCGGAGAGGCCGGGCCACUUCUCCGGCAUGGUCCUCAUCUCCCCACUGGUCGUCGCCAAUCCAGACUCGGCGACGCUUUUCAAGGAGCCUCCAAAAAGUUUGGAAGAAGUGCUGCAGUUGACAGUAAGAGCCAUUGUAUCCCGGAUGCCAGCUUCUCUGUGGGUCUUCGCUGCUAAAGUUCUCAACCUUGUCCUGCCGAACAUGUCCCUGGGCCGGAUCGACUCCAGCGUGCUCUCGAGGAAUAAGACGGAGGUGGACAUCUACAACGCGGACCCCCUGGUCUGCCGGGCAGGGCUCAAAGUCUGCUUCGGCGUCCAACUGCUCAACGCGGUGUCGCGGGUGGAGCGGGCACUGCCCAAGCUGACGUUGCCUUUCCUGCUGCUGCAGGGCUCCGCCGACCGCCUCUGCGACAGCAGGGGCGCCUACCUGCUCAUGGAGUCGGCCAAGAGCCAGGACAAGACGCUCAAGAUUUACGAAGGUGCCUACCACAUCCUCCACAAAGAGCUUCCCGAGGUGACCAGCUCCGUCUUCCGGGAGAUAAACACGUGGGUCUCGCAAAGGACAGCGGUGGCAGCAAUGGGGUGCCCACCCUGAGCCCCCUGGCUGGCUGUGGGGCCCACGUCGGGAAGCGGGCAGAGGAAGGGCAGGGGCUGGCUUCUCAGACGUGGCUAACACAUGCCCACACACACACACACACACACACACACCCCCCACAGACUGGAGGAAUCCCUAGCACAACUGACUCAGACAGUCUUGUCAUCAGUCAGGCUGUCCACUGCUGGAUCUGCCUUAAACGGUGGACACUUUAUGCAAAAACUGGAGGUCAAGGCACUUUCCAGAGAACAUGCUGGAAGGCCUGAGGCCACAGGGAGCCCUGCCCUGCCUCUCCCGCCCUGCAGGACCCCAGGACCACCCCCUCCACCCCAGCAAUAACUGGAGGGCGCCCCCCCACCGCCCUGCCUGUGCCCCGUGGGACGGGGGUGGCGUCCACUGCCCAGGGCUGACUGGCGUGCCCGCGGGCCCACCCUGACCUGCGUCAGCUCUGUGAGCCCCAGGGGCGGGGGCCUGGGCGUGGGAAGGGGACCCCCCCGCCCCGCCCCUCCCGGGCGCGUGGGGCGGCCGCUGCUCCCUGACUGCUCACCCGCCGCUCCGCUCCGAGGGCCGCUGUGCUGGACGUCUGUUCAGACGCGGAGGCCGUGGGCGGGAAGCAGGGGUCUUGACGGCGCGGCGCCGCGGAGCUACUUCCGGUGGCCGGAGCCGAUCCCAGGCGGUGCCCCGCCCGAGGCCCCAGCAGAAGGGCGGCCGGGCCCCGCCCGCGCCCCACCCCUCGCCCUCGGCCCUCCCUGCUCUGGCCGGUAAUCGGGGACCUCGCCGCCCAGGGGGUGCUUUUGUUGUCCGUGUGAGCGUGGUGGGGGCGCUGAGCCUCGGGAAGGGAAGGCGCGGCCCCCGGACAUGGGGCGGGUGGGAUUCGCUCCAGCGGCGGGAGCUGCUGCCCGCUGCACCCCGCUCUUCUGGGGCGGCCCAACGCCUCCAUUCCAGGGCCCCCCACCGCACGCUGAGCCAGAGCAUGCCCCCCAGCGAAGUAGCUGCGUGGGCUCGUGGAGAGGGGAGCCGGGUCCCCAUGGAGAGCGGCUUCAUUGCCCUGUUUUCCUCUGGAGGAUGAAAAACACGUAGAAAAUGCCCGGAGGGCUCCUCCCGCUGUCUUCCUGGGCCGAGGAGCCGCAGAGACGCCAGGCACCAGCCCACACCCGGCCACCGCCAUGCCUCGUGCGGAAGCAUGGCACCACGGCGGGCACUUCCCAAGCCGAAUGCCGGGCGGGCAUGUGGUCUGACCCGGAGUCUUUCGCCGCGUUGACUUAUUUUCUCUGAAAGCUUUCAGAGAUGCACAUUUAGCCUCCUUCAGCGAUCUGGUCAAAGAAUCACCUGUAUUUGAAAGACGUUCCUCGGAUCCGGGACUGUUUUCCUCACCGGGGUGGGCUGGGCUCACCCUCCACGGUCAGGGUGUGGGCAGCCAUGUCUGGGCUCCGUCCUGGCAGCGCCCAGCGAGUCCUGCGUUGGGGUCGCCCACCGUGCUGAACCCGGAGCCUGGGCUGUGCCCUCCCAUCCCUCGGCGGUGCAGGGAAACCGGGUGUACACAGGUGGCAAGGCCGCAGGGGCCUGGCCCUGGGCGGGAGGACCAUUGAGGCCAGGGAGGGGCGGGUGGACGCGCUGCUCAGACCCGCGGCCGAGCCUGUGUGGACCCGUCACGCAGGCCGCCUGGGCCAGGGGAGGUGAUUCUGUGCAGAUGGGCUUUCCAGAAGAUGCUGCCUGCGAUCACCGGGGGUCCCGGCCCCCUGGGCCCACUCUUGGUGGGGACGGGGUGCUGACCCCCGCGUCCCCUCGGCCCUGGUGCUCGAAUCCCCCCCCGCAGGCCCUUGUCCUCCCCUCACCGACUGCUAACACCCGCCCUUAGGACCACAGCGACUUCUCCACGCGGUUUCCUGGUUUGCUGUCACCCCCACGGCUCAGCCACCUCCCUACAUGUCCGCUGUCAGCGGGGCCCCAUGUAUCCGGCAAAGUUAGUGCACCAACGUGCACCACAGCUAACGCUAAUAAACCACAGUUUCUGACGCUGU
Molecule: messenger RNA, 3232 nt
Organism: Cervus elaphus (red deer)
Lineage: Eukaryota; Metazoa; Chordata; Mammalia; Artiodactyla; Cervidae
Gene: MGLL
Product: monoglyceride lipase
Exons: 9
Coding region: 222-1211 (329 amino acids)
Cellular component (GO): membrane
Molecular function (GO): lipase activity
Source: RefSeq, a predicted model, not a curated record